AAUGGCGGGUGAAGUUGAAACUGAUUUGGUUAUGCAGUCUCACAUAAAUCUAGACAAGUUACGAGGGUUUGUUAGGAUGUAUAUAGACAAGCAUCAAUACAAGAGUGCAUUGUUCUGGGCAGAUAAAGUUGUUACUCUUUCUAAUGGGGAAACACCAGACGUGUAUUGGCUCUCACAGUGCCUGUAUCUGACAGGGCAGUACCAUCGAGCCACACAUUGCAUCGAGACACGGAAACUACACCAGACAAACGCAGCAUGCAGGUUCCUAGCCGCUAAGUGCCACUAUGAAGCAAAAGAAUAUCACGAGGCUAUAGAGAUACUGUACUGGCCUGAAAACAACAGCACCAAGACUCCAGAGAAAGGGCUGGAUGCGAGUGUAACUACUGCGAAUGCAUCUACAGACGUUCUUCUUACAAAUGUGGAGAGCAACGUUAGUUUAUUGAAGGGGAAGAUCUACGAGGCGAUGGACAACCGUGCGCUUGCAGUUGAGUGCUUCACGGCGGCUCUCAAGCAAGAUGUCUACUGCUACGAGGCUUUCGAGUUGCUCGUGCAGCACCACAUGAUGUCCGCGGAGGAAGAAAGGAAGCUUCUGGAGUCACUCCCUUUCUCAUCACAAUGCCCUGAAGAGGAAAUGGAACUCUUGCGAUUCAUGUAUGAAGUCAAACUUAAAAAGUACGAUAAGCCCCUAUCUCUGGUUGUGCCAGCCACACUGGGCGCCCUUGGAGACAACGUGGAUGUUGUUGUCAACCUAGCCGAGCGUCAUUACUACAACUGCGAAUUUAAGGACUGCUUCAACAUCACGUCGGCAGUGCUGAACAAAGAUCCAUUUCACAGUGACUGCCUUCCUGUCCACAUCGCUUGUCUAGUAGAACUUAAGAAACCCAAUGAUUUGUUCUAUCUUGCACAUAAGCUAGUUGAUCUCUACCCAGAUAAACCGGUGGCGUGGUUCGCAGUCGGCUGCUAUUACCUGUUGGUGAAGAAGAAUGAUGCAGCAAGGCGAUACCUUAGCAAGGCUACAACCCUGGACAGGGUCUAUGGCCCAGCAUGGCUUGCAUACGGACACUCCUUUGCUGUGGAAAAUGAGCACGAUCAAGCGAUGGCUGCGUAUUUCAAGGCAUCGCAGCUCAUGAAAGGGUGUCACCUGCCACUGCUAUACAUCGGCCUGGAGUAUGGACUUACCAACAAUGCUAAGCUUGCUGACCGAUUCUUCAGCCAAGCUCUGGCCAUUGCACCGAGCGAUCCAUUUGUCUUGCACGAGAUGGGAGUGAUUGCUUUCCAGAAUCACUACUGGGAGACAGCAGAGAAGUAUUUCAGUGAAGCCCUCAGCAGUAUAGAGGCCGGGCAGCAGUGUGUGUCUGUGGAGAAAUGGGAACCAUUACUGAAUAACCUUGGCCACGUCUGCAGGAAGCUAAAGAAGUACGAAGAGGCGCUGGAUCACCACCGCAGAGCUCUGAUUCUCUCCCCUCAGAAUCCAUCGACGUACUCGGCGAUGGGUUACGUUCACAGCUUACUAGGCAACGCUGCCAUGGCCGUAUACUACUUCCACAAGGCGCUAGGUCUGAGGAGAGAUGACACGUUCAGUACGAACAUGCUGGAGAAGUGCAUGCAGCAGCUACUGAACGAACUCAACCCGUGUGAAGACGUGCCGGACGACCUGCCGAUCCCGAUCAACCGCAGCGGCGUCGAGGAGAUCAUCACGGAGACGGUGGAUGACAGCGAGCUGGCCGGCAGCCACGAGCAGCAGCCGAAUCUCUCCUCCUUCCUCGCCAACACCAGCGACAGCGUCCUCGUAGAGGAGGUCUCCAUGGACCUCGAGGGAAGCAGCUGAGACCUCGAGUACGUCUUACUGAACGAAGUUUCGCGUAACUGAAGAAGCUGAGAACCGACACGUCAUUGAGGAGAUCUCCAUGGACCUCGAGGGAAGCAGUUGUGACAUGGCGCGCCAUAGAAGAGCUCUCCAUGAACCUCGAGGGAAGAAGCUGAGACGACAACCCGCCAUAGAGGAAGUCGCAGGCUCGAGACGCGGCGGCGCGCCGCACGAUCAUUCGUUGUAAAUUAUUGGGCAGAUGAUAGUGUUUUUAUCGUUGGAAGAAGACGUUCGGACACGCGAAAGACACUCGAGGGUGAAUUUUCUGUGAGGCGUCGAAGUGUUGUAUGCAACAAUGCGUGUGUGAUGUGGAAUAAUAGGUUACCUAGAGUGUUACAGAAACUGUAAUGACAAUUAACCUAAUUCUCAUCCCCCGAUGGCUGACAUUGUUUGUAUGAGGUCUACAUCGUUACCAGGUACUAAUUUUCUGUACUUGAAGAGCUAUGAAUUCUUUUUGCGAAAACAACAACCGUUUUGAGCCAUAUUUCGUGAAUAUGAGACUGUAAAUAAAAUAUAUAAUUUGUUAGAAGAAUUCA
This is a messenger RNA of Priapulus caudatus, 2403 nucleotides long. Its product is annotated as cell division cycle protein 16 homolog. Gene Ontology annotation, biological process: cell division. The transcript has 16 exons. The coding region runs from base 2 to 1828 and encodes 608 amino acids. Gene Ontology annotation, molecular function: protein binding. NCBI's taxonomy places the organism in Eukaryota, Metazoa, Priapulida, Priapulimorpha, Priapulimorphida, Priapulidae. The record is from RefSeq and is a predicted model, not a curated record.